UUCCUGUUCCUACCUGCAGUCUUCCUCUCCCACACAGAGAGCUAGCAGGCUGCAGUGGAGUGGUACCUCUGUCUGCCAUGAAGAUAUUGGGGGUUUUUGUGAAGGCGGCUCUUGCCCUUUGUUGCUGCUUAGAGAUUGCCUUUGGAGUCGAGGUUGACUGCAGCCAAUACCCUAAUGGUGUUGGUGAGGAUGGGACAGUCUGGGUAGCUUGCCCAAGGAACAUGAAGCCAGUCUGUGGCACCGAUGGUACCACGUACAGCAACGAGUGUGGGAUCUGCUUCCACAACUAUAAACACAAUGACAGAGUGGAGAAGGCGAAUGAUGGAGAAUGUGACCCAAAAUCUAUUAUGAUCGAUUGCAGUAAGUACCGAAGCAGUGUAGUAGAUGGUCAAGUGCUGGUAGCAUGCCCAAGGAUACUGAGACCAGUCUGUGGCUCAGAUAGCCUCACUUACGACAACGAAUGUGGGAUCUGCGCCUAUAAUGCAGAACAUCAGACCAACCUUACGAAAAUACAUGAUGGAGAAUGCAAGCCUGAGAUUGUAAGUAUUGACUGCAGUAAGUACCCAACAGUAACCAAUGAAGAUGGCAGUGUAUUAGUAUCCUGUCCAAGGAUCCUGACUCCAGUUUGUGGCACAGAUGGCAUUACAUACGAUAAUGAAUGUGGAAUCUGUGCCCACAAUGGAGAACGCAGCGCCCAUGUUAGCAAGAAGCAUGAUGGAAAAUGCAGACAGGAGACUUCUGAGAUCAAUUGCAGUCAGUACCCAUCAAGAAUGUUGAAGGGUGGUAAAGCCCGGAUGCGCUGUCCAAGGAUCCUGCUCCCAGUCUGUGGCACAGAUGGAUUCACUUAUGACAAUGAAUGUGGCAUCUGUGCCCACAACCUAGAACAUGGGACUAAUGUUAAGAAAAGCCAUGAGGGAAGGUGCACGGAGGAAAGCACUCCUGUUGACUGCAGCACAUACCUGAGCAAUACUGAAAGCGGGGGAACCAUUGCAGCCUGCCCCUACAUCCUGCAUGAGAUCUGUGGGACAGACGGUGUCACCUACAGCAAUGACUGUUUGCUCUGCGCCCAUAACAUUGAAUUUUCAGCCAGUGUUGCGAAGAAGCAUGAUGGAAGGUGCUUAGAAGUUCCCCAACUCGACUGCAGCCAGUACCGAACUUCCACACUGGAUGAUGGCAGACAGCUGAUGGCCUGCACCAUGAUCUACAGUCCUGUCUGUGGCACUGAUGGUGUCACUUACGCCAGCGAGUGUGCACUGUGUGCCAACAACCUGGAGCGUCAGACCAGUGUUGGCAAAAGAAAGAACGGGCGCUGUGAAGAGGAUAUUACAAGAGAGCAUUGCAAGGACAUCCAACAAGCCUCUCCUGUUUGCACCAUGGAAUAUAUGGCCCACUGCGGCUCUGAUGGCAAAACAUAUGGCAACAGAUGUUUAUUCUGCAAUGCCUACCUGGAAAGCAAUAGGACUCUGACCCUCAUGAGUAUGACUGAAUGCUAA
Molecule: messenger RNA, 1493 nt
Organism: Nestor notabilis (Kea)
Lineage: Eukaryota; Metazoa; Chordata; Aves; Psittaciformes; Psittacidae
Gene: SPINK5
Product: serine peptidase inhibitor, Kazal type 5
Exons: 16
Coding region: 78-1493 (471 amino acids)
Molecular function (GO): serine-type endopeptidase inhibitor activity; protein binding
Source: RefSeq, a predicted model, not a curated record